CUCGGCGGGACCGCCGGUACUCAGGGACUGCUAAGGGGGGCGGCGGUGGGUGCCCCCAGCCUGCUGCCGGCGGGAAUGACCCUCCAGGAGGGGUGUGCGGCAGGCGCAUGGGGUCGUCCCGGCUCUUCGUGAGGGUUUUGCUAGGCCCCGGGAGCCUGCGGCCCACUAGGCCCCGGGCGGCCUCUCAGUGCUCUGAGGCAAAAUGUCCCUCUCGCCGCUGUGUCUCCUGCGUGUCGGCCUCUUGUACUGAGUAGCAAGUCAUGGUCCCAGGCAGGGUGUUUGGUGUGAGUGGCCUGGCCAGGCUGCGUUCCUGCCCACUGGGGCAGGAAGAAGGGGAGAGCGGCUCCCUUUCGCCUUUCCUGCCCCGCAGUGAACAGGCACCGCUUCCUUCCUCCACCCACCUCCAGGCGAGAACAGGCCUUUGCCUCCUGGCUGUUGUCCACCCCAUGGCGAGGAUCCCCUGUUCCCUUACUCUCUCCUCUCUUAAAUCUCUGGGCUUCUUAACAGGCUCAACUUUGAGCAUAGAUAGCCCUGAGCUUAGAAGGGCUGGCAGGAGAAGAAGGGUGCCCACGCAGUGCUGGGGGAUGUCCCUGUGUUAGUCCUAUGGGGCAGACAGGCAUGAUGGUCAAGCUUGCAGAGGCUCAAUCAGGAGUAAUUCCCCAAAUCUUUGCUUUCAUGACAAAAGUUUUCCUGUGCUUUUGGAACAUGGCUGCAGUCCAGCAUCCCAGGCAAAGGCAGUGCUGGUUCACUGAGGGAACAGCCACAAAACCCAUUUGCAGAGGUGCUUCCUCAGCAUGUGAACUGGAUACCUGGAUUUUGCAAUCGCAGCAGGUUUGCUCACGAGUGCAGGGUGGGAAGGCUGUGGCACAUGUAAAACCAGUUUCUGCAGUUUGUGGGGUGAGAGUUGACUCCUGCUUUGGCCAGCCCCAUGCCUGGGAAACCCCAGCUUGCCAGGUGUGGUGCAACAGGCAGCAGCUUUCGGGUCUGUGUUUGCUGGCCCUUCCUUGCUGCACCUUCAAUGGCUUGUUUCCCACAUCAGCGGGUUUUGGGGAGGGCAGUCUCUGUGGUGAGCACAGGGGGUUCCCUCCUGGAAAAAAUGGUGCCAAGGGGUCACUGGGCCAGUUUGUCCCAGUCCCCCCAAAGACCUUGUACCCCCCAGAAUCCUCCUGUGACUUCCACCUAUGCUUCACGCCCUUCAGAGCUCCUGCCUUCCCCAUUGCUGCCGUUCACCACACUGUGUCACAGCCCUCACCUCCUCUAGCAGCUUUGGGCUUCUUGUUGGGAUAGAGAAAGAAGUCCGGUGUGUUUCCAGGCAGGAGAAGGAGAGCUUGGUUUGGGCUGGAGCUGCUCGGCAGUUCUGGUUUCUUCCUGCCAAGACUGUCACAGCAGAGGCCUGGUAUUCACCGAGUACCCACGCUGGCUCUCCUUUGGGUGCUGCUGCACUCUGCAAGGACAGCGUUUCCCAAUGUGCUGUGCCUUAACAAUUAGUGUAUCACAAACAAGCUUGGAGCAUGAUACAUGACACUAUAACGUGCCUCUUCAAAUGCAUACCCACAGUGGGGACAUCGCUCUGAAGCCGCUUGCUGAAUGUCGUAGCCUUGUUGCUCAGUGUUUGGAGCCUCCAAGGGAUUUGUCUGUAGUAGUUAGGGUGUUUGAAAACGUGGUAUAUUCUGAGCAGUGAAGAUUAUCUGGGUUAGGUUUGUUCGAACACACAUGACAGUUAGACUUGUUCUCGCCAAGCAUCCCUUGAAACCUUCACUGCACUGGGAAUGAAAAGGGAAAAGCUCCUGUAGCCUCUUGUGAGUUACUGGCUAGGAAUUUCAGAAACCUUGUAAUAAAUUACGUCAACACUUUAUUCACUUAAUUGAAAAUGUUUCUUUUACACAUUUGCAAAAAAGUUUAAAGCUUCACAGAGCUGUUGAGGGCUGAAAAUAAGGAGGUGCUAGCAAAAUGUAGGGAAGUUGCAGACCUUCCAGGAAUAAAAAGGACAGCCUUUUCUUUGAUGCUGAAAAUUCAUUUAUGCCAUGUAGUAAACAAUUUAGAUUUUUCACGUGAAAGCCACUCCAACUGCGCUGCUAUGUAUUUUUCAGAAUGGGGGCGUUUUUGCUGUUUCUUGUGGUGAGCUCUGAGUUUUCCAUUUGGAAGCAGCAAGGAGUGUUUCGGUAGCUUUUUGGUGUGCUCGUCUAACCAAUUUCUCCCUAGGAGAAGAGUGCUCAGUGCAUGUCACACAGCUGCAGAACUGGUCAGGAAAGAUCUGAUUAAACACUUCUGCAUGAAAAAGUGCCAGCUCGUCAAAAUCCCAGUUGUCUGCAGGCAAGAACUGGGCUUCACUGAAACUUUUUUUGGGAAAGUUUUUGUGGCAUGUGUGUACACGCACAGGGGUGUGUGUGUGAUCCCAUACUAGCCUGGUGCAAAGAAUAUGCAUUUGAUGGGGAAGGGAUGGCUUUUCCUCUCGGGGGAAAAGCUGGAUUGGUUUGAACUUCAAUUUGUAGGAGCAUAGGGGAUUUUUUUUUUCCCCACAGACAAGGCUUUAAAGUUAAAGGAAGAAACGAUAAAGCAAAUGGUUUUCAGAUGCUUUGGGGUUUUUCUUUCUCAUUUGCAUUUUUAGUGAAAGUUGUUGAAGCUUUUCUAUGGUGGUUGUGAGAGAAGAAUUAAGGCAGUAACAAUUUGAUACAAAACACUAGGCUGUAGCUAAAUAUGCAGUGUUGUGGUGGGCAGCGAGGGCUUACAUCAAAUCUCAAAGGUUUCCAUCAAAUCCUACCCACUUGUGGCCCCUCUGUGUUUGUAACUGGGUUUCCUCACCCUCGUUUUUACAAAUCUGUGGUGACUUCCCUGUGAAGCACAAAGGGAACAGACAACAUGAGGCCUCAACUAUGUGAUGGAGUGGUCCCCUGAAUUUAGUGACACUGAGGUGUUAAAAUAAGAAGGUGCCAAGAGGCGACUGGUCCUUGCCCAGAAGACUUGGAUGCUCCUGGUCGCACGUGAUGGAGCCAACAGAGCGGGUUUCCUUGGGCUUGCAGUUGUCUGGGAAGGAGUGAAACGUGACUGAAAUUCUUCCUGUUGUCGUGGCUUAUCCUCCUGUUGCUGUCUCUUGUGUGCUCUCAUUGUCUAAUGAGAGCUGGUUUCAUGCUGUAGCCGUACCCUUGGGUGAGUUUGUAACAGUGCAAGGCUUGUGUGCAGUAGAGACAGCAAUCCCAGACUGGGCAACCGGACAAAAAUGGUAAAAAUGCAAUCAAGUAUGGAAUAAAUUAGCAAAUGCUAGGUGAUAAUUCAUGGAAGGAUGCAAGAUGACUAUUCAGAAUAAGGGUUGUUUUGGAGAAAGUUAAUUUUCCUUUUUGUAGUGCAUGAAUAAUUGUUUACUUAAUGAAGAUGAAAAUGGGAAAUGAAAUUGGGCAAAGGUGACAUUACUUUCUGCAGGGUGAACCUCUGGGACUGCCUGCCACAAGAUGCCAGGGAUGCUCAGAGCUUACCUGGACCCCCAAAGAGGUUAAAUUAUGUGAGCAGUGAGGUGCUGGACUUCCAGAGUCCUCUUUACUUUUUUAAGUGGGUGAAAUUAGAAGGGGCUUUUCCUCAGCAGCCCUUCCCCACAACCUUCCUCGUUAUCCCUGUGUCCAUGGACGACCUUUCCAGGGCUCUGGGCUGCAACACGUAGUCAGCUCCGCAAACCAGGUGAAGGAUGGCCCGAGGAAGGUUCCUAGAAGAGGGAAGUGGCACAGAUCAGAAGGAGUAGGAGCAGUUAACACCUGCUGAGAGGCACAGGUGUUUUCUUUUGCAGUUUUCCUUGCUGGUGGGAGGAGGGAUUCGGGACAGGGAAGAUCUACUCUACCCUUGCUGUUCUCAUCAGUGGUUGCUUCUCUGAGAACUUGGAAGGUUCCCUCCUGGCAUGCCUUUGGACUUUUGAUAAGCGCUACGUGUGGUGUGCUGUGCUGGCAAGUGACAAGACCAUGGUCUCCCCUUUCGUUAGCAGGGAGCUGAGCAGGCAGGCUCCCCACGGAUAACAGCCCUGUGAAUCAGGAGCAUCAUUGUACCACCUCCCCAUCAUGCUUAAGUGGGAAGCAGUUGCACAGAGGAUGCAUCCUGCGCUCUGGGAUGUGCAGAGGGCUGCAGUCAUCAUGCCUGCCAGCUAAAAGGAAGGUGACAUUGAGAUACAGGGAGAGAAAAAAAAAAAAUAGGCUGAGGGUCCUUUGGGCAGGCGAUCUGCCCCGUGGUUUGCUGAACUGUGAUUUCGCCUGGCUCCGUGCGGAGUUCACAUGAUUAAUUUGAGAUGUUUAACCCUGUGCUGGGCCGCAGGUGAAGGCCACUGAGGCUGUCUUCUUCUGUAGCAAAGAGUUUGCUGGGGAGCAAAUCACUGGGCUCUGCUGGGCUGCAUCCCAGGGCUGUCCUGCUGCUUUUCUCCCUGGACACAAGGCAGCCCGCAUCUUUGAAAAUGGCACAGGACCUGCUGUAGGCAUAUCAGACAGAGAAAAAAAGUACAGGAAGGUGGACUACAAUAGAAGGGUUGUCUGAUGGGAAACCUCAGACAAAUAAAUGCUCUUUUUUUCCCCAGGAAACCCAAACCAGUUCCAUAAAACACUGAAAGAUAUGGGGCCACAUUUUUCCAAGGGAAAUGGCUGCCUGAAGAAGCUGAUAGCUGGGAGUGGGAUUUUUUUUCCCCCUUUUGUGUAUGGAGAGACUGUUGGAGGAGUAGCAGGAUUUCUGCCAGGCAAGGGUUCAGGGCCACGGGUCUCCAGGACAGAGGAGGAAAAUCCCAAGCUGGUGGCUCAGAGUAAGAGAAAGGAAAUUUAAAAUGAUUUGUGCAGGAGCAAAAGGGGGAAUCCCAGGUCACUGGUGGAAAAGAGAAAAAAAAAAAAGAGACAUGUAGGAGAGAGUCCUGACUGCCUGGGGUAUCUGCACUAUCAUCUCUGCCGACAAGAAUGGGGUUUUUAACCCUGGAAAACCCCUGUGCUUUCGAGUAGGUGGCUGUACUGGAGGCUCACACGCUGUUGUGGUUUGCAGGGCGGGUGUUUAGGAGCUCUCAGAAGCUGAGGGAGCUGCUUCCUCUCCUUUGGGUUUAGGUUUGUAUUGAUUUGUUUGUAUUUGUUUCACUUGCAAGUUGUGUUUGUUUUUCAUUCGGCAGGGAUUAGUGGUUAGUGCUCUCGGCUGUCUUUUGGGAUGUUUUCCAGCUCUUCUGACCUUAUCUCCAAGCACAGAUAAACCAGAGCAGUUGGGAACUCUGGGGAAUUAGUUACUGAUAUCCGAUUGCAGCAGGUCCAGACUGCAUCCCUGUGAAUCAUCGAUUUUUCUGAAGGAAAAAAAAAAAACAACCCCAAACAAACCGCCUCCUGCUCCUGAGCCCUGCAGGGGUCCCUCACAAUUCAGAUGCUUGUUAUUCCCAUCUAGAAAUGAACUUGGGCUGCAGAUGGAUCCAUGUUCACGUUUGGAAAUGUUCCUCCGUGUCCUGUUUAGCUUCCAUCAGCAACUCCCCAGGGGAUGCACCUGGAUCUCUCUGGGGCUUUGGCUGUCCCCAAGCUCCGUUUUUGCUUCAGGCAGCUGGUGGCACAAAGGCUUUUGCCCCAGCCCCACUGGUGGUGAGGGAGGUGAGGCUGUUUUCAUAGAAUCAUAGAAUAGUUUGGGUUGGAGGGGAACUUUAAAGGCCAUCUAGUCCAACCCUUCAUCAUUUUUUUUGUUCACAUCUUCUUCCUGGGCAGGGUCUAACUCAUGAAUCCUGGUCCGAAUUGAAGAGUAAGGGGACAGUGUGCUGCAGUGGUGCUGGGACAGCCAAAAAAAGCGAUGGACGGCUUCAGCCUGUGCUUGAGUGGACCUUAAUUUCACCAUCUGUCCUACCCAGAGGGUUUUCCAUCUCUUUGCUGCAGCUGGCUUCCCCCUGGGGCCUGGGACACACAUUUGGUGACAGUGAGGGGCUGGCGGGGGGGUGGGGAUGUGGACAGGCGCCACUGUCGAAACAGGAUCUUGCUAACCACAUCCUCAGCACCGUGGGCUGCGGCUGGGGGGGACGGGAGGACCCCAGACGGGGUUUUGCUGCCGUAGGUAGCAAAGAUGCAACAGCACGAAUCCCCGAUGAGCUCUCCGGCGCCGACCUCCUCUGCUUGCCGUUGAAGGCGGAUUUCAACGCCUCCAAAAAACCCGGUGGUGUGCGCAGCCCUUUGCAAUUAUGAUUUUGUACCACAAGCUGUUUCCUGCCCCGAGCUGCUUUUAUCUCGCAUUGUUUUCCUUUCCAGGUGGGGCCGUGGGCUCCCCGCUGCUCGGCCUCCGGGGCUGCCUCCUCUGCCGGCUUGCCGGCCACGCUGCCGGCUGCAGCUUGCUGGCGGAGAGGCCACCUUUGUCUGCCAGCCCGUCCUCCCUCCUCCUCCUCCUGCCAGAGCUAUUUCGGGAAACGGCAGCUGAGCCGGAGGAUUGUUAAUUGUUCGUCAAACCCCUUCCAACCCGGUUAGAUCACAUGCAGAGAUUAGAGCACCCUGUCACACCCUUUCCUCCACCUCCCAUAUCCCCCUGUGACCCCCUAGAGAUGGGGGGCAAUGUUCUUUCUUUGGGCAGACAGACAGACAGAUGGACAUGAGGCGUGUCCGAGUGUCUGGGAUGCCGGCCCCGCUGAGGAGCUGUGUGUAUCCCUGAGAUGCCGAGCUGUGGGUAUCCUGGAGAUGCUCUGCUCAGAGGGGAUCCCCAGCAGGGUCAUCCACCAGCAGGGGUGGGCUCUGGGUGCAGGCAGGAGCCCAGGGCAGGCAGGCAGGCAGACAAAGCCACCCAGGCUCUGACCUCAGAAGCUGCCAUGUGACUAUGUGACUUUGCCUCCAACUUACUAAAGCAUGACAUCAGCCUGGGAGGGAGAGGCAGGGCUGCCACCAAAAUACUGCCUGGCUUAAAUGGGCUGCCUGUGUGCUGCUAGAUGUGCUCUGCUUGCGCUGCUGUCGGUCUCUUCCUGCCUUCAUUUUGCACAGGUGCCCCCCACCCCAGGAGAGCAACCCCCUCCCAUCUCUUUGCAAAGGGCAUGACGUGCAGGCAGGGCAGUGUCAGGGCAGGGCUUUGGUGCCCUGGGAUUAACAUGCACCCACGGUUGUGCCUGACACCAGGUGCAGUGUUGGUGGGUGACACUGGUGCUACUGGGCAGUAGCUCUGAUGGCGUGCACCUCUGCUCCUUGCUGUUGGCUCCCCAAAGUCCCCUCUCUGAGCGCUAAUAAGGAUGAGAGACUGCUCUGUACCUGUCGCCAUCAUCCUUAUCCUUGGCCAGGGCAGGGGAGAGGCUGCUGAUCCACCUGCUCCUAGACAGGGUGGGUAGCCAAAACCUGGUGACCAGAGAGAAAUGGUGCUGCACACCAUGGGGGUGAGGCGGUGAGCAGCAGAACAGGUCGGUCUGCUUGUAUCCAGGCAUCUUUCCUCAGCAGAGCUCUUGCGCCGUGUCUCCUCCGCCUGUGUUCCCCUUUUUCAGCCGGUAGGGUGGCUUUGCACCACUGCUCUUCAUCCAAGUUGGGAGUGUACCCAGCUGAGAUUUAUCAAACCUGGCUUUAUCCUUCUAACCAGGGUCAUCUCUGCUGAGGAUGAAGGUGCUUGGGUCCUGCAAACCAGUCCCAGAGCAACCCGCCUGGUGACGGACAAGCCGUUUUGCGGGGGCACAACCGAAAGCCGUGCCAUGGAGGGGACACCAGUGACGGGCAGACGUGCCGGCUGCGGGCGAGGAGGCAUGACUGCAGUCCCAAACAUCCCAGCCCAGACCUGCCCCAGCUGGUUAGACUGACCUGAGGGCUUAGGCCAGGGUGUUACCUGCUCUCCGAGGCACAAGGAGCAGGUUUGGCGGGUCUGGAAACCCUUGGUUCCCACCACUGGGGCUCGCGUCCCUCCGGCCUCCCACGCCGGGCGUGGGGGUGACAGCCCCGUGCUCUGCAGCCGGGAGAGGCUCAGCCAGGUGUGGGCAAAGGUAAAGCUGGGACCGGCUGCUUUGGCUGGUGUUUUGACCAUGAGGUUGAGCGUGCUCCAGUCUCAUUGUUUGAGAUGGAGCGUGACAGGUUUGUGCAAGAGGAGGUGGACAUUUUGAGAUGUCAUGCACCAGCUUGACAUGCUGUUGUGUUCAAUAUCCAGAAAGUGGCAUUUGAGUUUUUCCAGUUAUGCUCAAGCAGGAGAAAAACAUGUGUUUGGUCCGAGUGUGGGGGUUUUGGGAGGAAAGCUCCUGCUGUGUCAACUAGAUGUGGCUGAAUCUUCACCUGUUUUUUGUUACUGCUGGGAACAGCCACCCCCUUGUUCUUCCGGUGAGCCAGGACAUGGUGGCAGAUCAUGCCAAUAAAGCAUCACAGCAGGCCAUGGCUCUCCUUUUGGGGGGGUCUGCAGAUGAAUCCCUUGGAAAAUAAAAGAGAUAGAAGCAAGUUGCUGUGUGUCAGCUGGAAUGGAAACCGAUACUCCAGGGCAGCACAUUGAACUUCCUUAAUUUUGGGUCCUUUCACUUCUUGCCUUUUUGCAGGCAGUGAUUGCUCCUGGGUGGGAGAAGGAGAGUCCCUGCUCCAAGCCCCAAAACAUCCCCCAGCUUGCCCAGUGCAAGAGCUGUGUGGAGCUUUCUCAGAGGCUUCUCCGGUGCCCGGAGCUGUGUCUGUGGGCGGUGGGUUGUCCCCUGUGGUCCUCAGCCACCAGGCUGGCCCCGCCACCAGUUUUCACAGCUCCAGCAGAGCAAGGUUUCAGUUCCCAAACAAAGUCCUCCAGGCUGCCGUGGUCCUCAUCACCCCUGGAGAUGCUGGUGGCCUGUUGUCCUCCCCCAUCCACCCUUAUAGCCCUUCCCAUCCCCUUUGCAGAUGUUCCUCAUUUACCCUGGGCUUUCGGGAGCCUUCACCACCAGAGCCCUGGAGCGGAUCUCAGCCUGGCAGCUAGGCAGGGAUGGCUUUCUGCUCAACGUCACGGCAGAUUUUCCUUGAAGUACUCAAAGGUACACUACCCUGUGCAGCCAACACCAACACCAGUUGCCUCUCUAACACGACAUGUCAGAGGCGGGUGCUGAAAUUGGGGGAAACGUUUUUAAAAUGCAGAAAACAAGGGUUACUUUUCAUUUGUGGUGGUGGUGUUUUGUAUGUUUUUUUUUUCCCCUCAGAAAUGUUUUAGUUGUUUUGGCCAAAAUUCCUGAUGCUGCCUGUUGAUCAGACCAGGCAAAUUUGGAGUGCGGUGGAGCCGGGGUGCUGCAGAACUGGGGUGCUGCUACAGCGCUGCCGGCAGGAGGGCCCCACCAGCAGCCGUGCGCUGGCGUUGCCGCUUUAAGAGCCCUCUCCGCGGGGCGAGUGUUCGAACCCGCUCCCCUGCCUCGCCAUUGGCCGGCGCGGGCGCGCGGGGGCCAGCCGGCGGUUGGAGCGGCCGGCGGGGCGCCCUGAUUGGCCGGGGCGGGGGCGGUAUAAAAGUUGGCCGGGCGCGUGGGCUCGCCUCAGUCGGCGGCGCGAAGGAGCAGCGCGCGGAGUGUCGUUGCGGGCGGAGGCGGCAGGCGCGGCGCGGCUUCCUCUCGGUCCCGGUCCCCACGGCCCGGCGCCCACCCCCGCCUCGUCCCCCAUGGAGUUCAAGCUGGAGGCGCACCGCAUCGUCAGCAUCUCGCUGGGCAAGAUCUACAGCGCCCGGGGCCAGCGCGGCGGCCUCAAACUGCACAAGAACCUCCUGGUGUCGCUGGUGCUGCGCAGCGCCCGGCAGGUCUACCUGAGCGAGCCGGGCUGCCCGCCCGAGCCUCCCCCCGCCGCCUGCGGGCCCCCCGAGGAGCAGCCGCCGCCCUGCACCACCACUUGGGCGGCCGGAGAGCCGCCGCCGCCGCCUCCGCAGGACGAGGCGGCCAGGGCCGGCCCGCGGCUGCCCGGUGCGGACUGCGAAGGCCCCCGGCCGCGGCGCUGUUGCUGCGGCUGCAGCUGCUGCUGCUGCGCGGCGGGCGGCGAAGCGACCCGCGGGGACUGCGCCACUGCCACCGCUGUGACCUCGCUGCCACAUUGCCCUCGGAAGCGGAGCGCCGGUGAGCGGGGCCAGGCGGGCUCCCCGGUGAAGAAGCCACGCCGCGAGGUGGAGGAGUCGCCGUCGCCGGGCGAGCAAGAGGACAUGGAGACGGGCAACGUGGCCAGCCUCAUCAGCAUCUUCGGCUCCAGCUUCUCGGGACUGCUCAGCAAGGAGCCCAAGGGCCGGCGGCGGGCGCCUCUUGAAGGCGGCGAGGCGACGACGACACCCGCCGAGGCGGCGGCCGAACCGGGACAGAUUUGCUGCGACGAGCCGGUGCUGCGGACCCUCAACCCCUGGAGCACGGCCAUCGUGGCCUUCUGAUGCGCGGCUCGCAGAGACUCGUCCCCGCUCCGCCGCGGGGAGGGGGGGGCCUGGCGGACAGACGGGCAGCCGGACCCAGAGGUGACACCCCCGCGCUCCUCCCACACCCCCGGCCCGCCGGAGGAGGGCGGGCAGCGCCGCGGGGCUCCGGCGGGUCCCGGUGCCGUGCCGCUGCCCCGCCGCACGGGAAGAGCACCGGCAGCACUUCCUUUCCCCGCCCGCCGCCGGCACCGCGGGCCCCGUCCGCCGGCACCCGCCCUGGGAGCGCCCCCGGCCCUGCCCUCCCGGAAUUCCCCUUCCCGGCAGGGCCGCCGCCCUCCCCGGCGCCCGGGGGGAGACUCCUCGGCUGGUGCCGGCAGCGGGGGCACUCCCACCGGAUAAUAUUUUAAGCUUGGAAAGUAUUAAGUUUAUUAAAUAAAGUCUCUAUUUUGGAAAGGUUUAGGUCAGAAAUAUUACCUGGUGCUUUUAAAAAGUGUUUAUUGAGAGAAACGAAGUUUACAGAUGCUCUGACGGAAAGUCCUUGAGCCUGUUCGUUAGGCUUGGUAACUCCCGGUCUUUGUUGUAUAAAGGCUUGGGGCUCCCGUAGGGAUUUUUGUACAGUGUUCUCCUUCAGUGAUGUAUCUUGUUUUGUAUAAAAUGUAAUUCUACGUGUACAACACGUAUUAAAUAUUUUCAACUGUAUAA
Molecule: messenger RNA, 10941 nt
Organism: Columba livia (rock pigeon)
Lineage: Eukaryota; Metazoa; Chordata; Aves; Columbiformes; Columbidae
Gene: IER5
Product: immediate early response 5
Exons: 1
Coding region: 9511-10257 (248 amino acids)
Source: RefSeq, a predicted model, not a curated record